Messenger RNA from Chenopodium quinoa (quinoa), 945 nucleotides. RefSeq names its product actin-depolymerizing factor-like. The record is from RefSeq and is a predicted model, not a curated record. Lineage: Eukaryota; Viridiplantae; Streptophyta; Magnoliopsida; Caryophyllales; Amaranthaceae. The transcript has 3 exons. Gene Ontology annotation, cellular component: cytoplasm; actin cytoskeleton. Gene Ontology annotation, biological process: actin filament depolymerization. Gene Ontology annotation, molecular function: actin filament binding. Bases 290 to 721 code for a protein of 143 amino acids.
AUUAAUGGGGUAAGUUGAUAACCCUAAAAUAAGACAUCCCGUUAAAUUUUUCAAUAGGAAAAGAGAACAAAAAGAAAGAACCUUUUUUCAGUCAGUUUUUGGACACUCCACGACACCAUAAAAUUCUCAAUUUAUUUUGUUUUCAUUCAACAACCAAUUUCCCUCCAGUUUAUCACCAAUCCUUAUAACCCAUUUCUCUCUUUUCUCUCUCAAUCAAGUUUUCUCUCUAAAAAUUCGAUCUUUCGUGCGAUUUUGGUGUUUCCCUUCAAUCUAAGCAACUUCAUCUACCAUGUCUUUCAAAAGGUCUAACUCUCUGUCUGGAUUGUCUAUCGCGGACCAUAGCAAAGAUGCAUUCCUGGAACUAAAGAGGAAGAAGGAUCACCGCUACGUUGUAUUCAAGAUUGAUGAGAAGAAGAAAGAGGUUGUGGUUGAAAAGACUGGCAAUCCAGCUGAAAGCUAUGAUGAUUUUUUGGCUGCCUUACCAGAAAAUGACUGUCGAUAUGCAGUCUUUGAUUAUGAUUUUGUGACAUCUGACAAUUGCCAAAAGAGCAAGAUUUUCUUCUUUGCAUGGGCUCCUUCAACCUCUCGUAUACGCGCCAAGAUGCUGUAUGCCACAUCAAAGGAGAACUUUAAGCAUGAGCUUGAUGGCGUACAUUAUGAAAUUCAGGCUACUGACCCCUCAGAGAUGGAUCUUGAAGUGCUCAAAGAUCGUGCACAUUAAUCAUUUAAAAUUUUUAAAGAGAUAAUUCUUUCUGACGAAGGAAAAACUCGAAAACAGAAGGUCUGGCACUUGAAGCUUAUAGGCUGUUGCUGUUGUGACAUAUAUACUGUUGUUAGCCUGUAUUGCUUGUCAGACAAGGGCAAGUUUACUGACUUGUAAACUAUUGAUGAUCUAACUCUUGGAAGUUAUAAAUGUUGUUAUUCCAGAAAUCCGUUUUUUAUGCA